CUUUAAAAAUGUUAGCUCGUUCUAAAUUAUUCUUUAAACUGAGAACCUCUCUUUUUACCCAAGUGAGAUGCUUUUCUAAUCAAAUAACGGUUAACCAGGCUGACUCACUUCCUGAACCUGAAGUAUUACUGACUGAAUACGGAGAAUUAGUGAAUGUCAAGCCGAUGAAGCGGAGCAAAAAUCCAUAUGAGAGAAGUUACAAAGAAGUGUUCAUGAUAGACGAUAACUCAUCGGUCAGGGUGAUUAUGAAGGUGUUGAGCCAUAACAAAAACUGCUAUUUCUUGUUUGAUCCUGAAGGAGCUCACUAUACCAACUCUAUGUCUAUUUAUAGAGCAAUCAGGAAGAAAGUCUUCGAAAGAUAUUACGGCAUGAACAGAAUCAAGGCUGAUACUGUGAGCAAUAAGAAUGCAUUUUCGAAAUGUAAAACUCCUCUAGAUAUUUUUCACAGGGAAAGAAACGUCAGGCUCAAUAUUUCUCAAGAGUUAGGCAGGAUUGGAUACCUUGUCGAGAAAGAUUUUAGUCUGAGGAUUAAAGGCCAGAACCGCCCAGAGCUGAAGACAUUAGCACAGGUGAUUCCAGAGCAAGCUGGGCUAUAUAAGCCAUUGAAUGAUUAUAAGAAGUCUGAUUAUUUCCUUCCUUCUAAUAUGCUUUAUGGGAUGAUAUCUUCAGAAGAAUGGGAAAAGAACGGUAUUGAAAUCUUGACUCUGGAUAAUCAUAUGAUUUAUCCACUGUAUGGUGUAUGGAGCCCAACCACUCAGACACAUUUGAGUUUAUUAGACUUAUUCAUGAAAUCCUUGCCUGAUCCGAGUCAGAUUAAUAAUGUCAUUGAUAUUGGCUGUGGAACUGGCAUUUUAGGCAUCCUUGCUGGAAAAUAUGGAACUUCAGGAGAAUUGAUUGGCAUUGAUAAUUUUGAGAAUGCGGUGGAAUGAACAAAAAUUAACUCCCAGGUUCAUGGUUUGGGUACAAAAUUAAAGCCAAUCUUGUUCGACUUAACCACACUAUAUCACAACAAGGCUCUUUUUAAGGAAUCAGGGAUAACUGAUUUACAAGCGAAACCUUCUUUGAAUACUCCAUCUUUUAUUAAAGAACAAAUGAUGUACAAGAAGGUAAUCAAUCAGCUAGGAAUGCCAAGUAAAUAUGAUCUUAUUUUGGCGAAUCCUCCAUGGCUACCAGCAUCCAAGCUUCCUGAAAUAAAUCCACUAGAUAAUGGAGUGUAUGAUCCUGAGGAAGUCUUUUUAAAAUCCUCUCUAAAUUUUGCAAGAUUGCACCUUUCUCCAGAGAAAAGAGGAAGAAUGCUCCUGAUAUACAGUGACUUAGCCCAGAUUAUAGGACUUCAGAAGAAAAAUAGAAUUGAGGACUUGAUUCAUAGUGCAGGAUUAUUUAUUGAUGAGGUUUAUGAGACCCCAAUGGCACUUUCAAAGAAACCUUAUGACCCACUUGUUAAUUACAAAGCAGAGGCUAAAGUACAAAUGUUUGAAAUUUGUAAAGCUUAAUUCAAUCUUAUCCUUGGGUUUUCUACCAUAUCUAAUUGGCAAGCAGUGAU
Molecule: messenger RNA, 1543 nt
Organism: Moneuplotes crassus
Lineage: Eukaryota; Ciliophora; Spirotrichea; Euplotida; Euplotidae
Source: the annotation of a GenBank genome assembly